CUGCUUGCCCCGGAGCCUGUGCCAAGUGCCAAUAGAAUAUUCAUGUAAAGUGAUAGGCGUGCCCUGCAGCCAUGGCGGAACUUUACAGCGCGUCCUGCUGUACACACACUCAGCCGCCUGCCAGCAGCGGGACUGCACUCAUACUCUAGACAGCACCGGAUUUAACACCCGUUCAAAGGGACGGACACAAAAACAGCAGGGGAGUUAAAAAAAACUGGAAAUUGCCGAGUCGACACUGCUUAUUUUUUAUUGUUACAUUAACAAGCUAAAAGACUCAGGAAUUUAGAAAUGCAACUAAACCAGGCUAGAACAGAGUAAAGACUUUUUGGAUAUUCGGGCUUGUUGUUAUUCCGAGUUCUCCUGUACAAUAAACACACACUGUUAUAGCAAGCUCUUGAGUUGGCGAGUUCUCCACGCGCAGCACUACCGCGCGCUCCUCUGCUCUUACUCUCUCUCUCUCUCUCUCUCUCUCUCUCGUACGCGCACUUGCUUCGCCGUGAUGGCUGAGGAGGACGGCGGCAUGGCGAGUCCCGCGGAGUGCAGCGUUCCGAGCAGCAGCGGCUUCAGCGUACUCAGCUGGGAGCAGGUGCAGAGACUGGACAACAUACUGACUGAGACCAUCCCGAUCCACGGCCGGGGAAACUUCCCCACUCUGGAGAUGCAGCCGCGGCAGAUCGUGAAGGCGGUGCGGAGUCGCCUGGAGCAGAGCGCGAUCCGAGUGCGCGACGUGCGCCUCAACGGCUCAGCGGCCAGCCACGUGCUGCACGAGGACAGCGGGCUCGGCUAUAAGGACCUGGACCUGAUCUUCUGCGCCGAACUGAAGGGCGAGAGCGAGUUCCAAACGGUCAAGGACAUAGUGCUGGACUGUCUGCUGGACUUCCUACCCGACGGAGUCAACAAGGAGAAAAUUACCCCCUUGACCUUAAAGGAAGCUUAUGUUCAGAAGAUGGUGAAAGUAUGCAAUGACUCGGACCGCUGGAGCCUCAUCUCACUCUCUAACAACAGAGGCAAGAAUGUGGAGCUCAAGUUUGUCGACUCGUUGCGACGGCAGUUUGAGUUUAGCGUGGACUCAUUUCAGAUCAAGCUAGACUCUCUGCUUCUGUUUUAUGAAUGUUCUGAGAACCCAAUGUCCAAAACAUUCCACCCGACCGUAAUUGGUGAGAGUGUAUACGGAGACUUCAGCAUGGCCCUGGAGCACCUGCGUAACAAGCUGAUCUGCACAAGGAACCCAGAGGAGAUCCGUGGUGGUGGCCUGCUCAAGUACUGCCAUCUACUGGUGAGGGGCUUCCGAGCGGACUCUGAAAGCGAGAUGAAGUCUCUGCAACGCUAUAUGUGCUCACGCUUCUUCAUUGACUUCCCUGAUAUUAACGAGCAGCAGCGCAAACUGGAAUCCUACCUCCAGAACCAUUUUGUAGGCUUGGAGGAUCGCAAAUAUGACUAUCUGAUGACUCUGCAUGGGGUGGUAAAUGAAAGCACGGUGUGCCUAAUGGGACACGAGAGGCGGCAGACGUUAGGGCUCAUCGCCAUGCUGGCUGUUCGUGUGCUGGCUGAGCAGAACGUCAUACCCAAUGUAGCAAACGUCACUUGCUACUACCAGCCUGCCCCUUAUGUAGCCGAUGCCAACUUCAGCAAUUACUAUAUUGCCCAGGUGCAGCCAGUGUUUGCUUGCCAGCAACACACUUACUCAACUUGGCUACCCUGCAACUAAGAAUGUGGUGAAAUUGAGAAAAAGAGGAAGAAAAAAAGGUUGUGUUUUCAUACAGAAGCCAAAUCAGUUUUGCAAAUUUGUCCAGAGCAUUUGAGAGAAUUCCAAGCAAAAUGAUUAUGUGCAUUCCUGCUUUGAAUGAAAAGCCCCAUGAUUUUCACAGUGCAUAUUAAGGCAAAAUUUGCAUUACAAGGGUGAAUAAGUCAGCUGACAAUAUUCUUUUUCUGAUUAUAGUUUCAACAAUCUUUGCUAACUGAUGUCAGGAGAGUUUUUUGUGGCCCUACAAUGCCCAUCCUGGAAGGAUCUAAGAAAGAAUUCAACCGAUGGACAGUUAUUAAAGACCUGGCAUCAGACUGGCUGACAUAGACCAAAGACUGGCUUCAUUAAUGCUGUCUUUUGGAAAGCUCCCAUGCUGACCAUACGGGUGCAGCAGUCUUUCCUCAUGUCGUCUGUGUAUACAAGUACAGAGGACAAAAAAUAAAGCGCAGGAGUCUUCUUUAUGCUCCUACUUUUGAUCUGACACAAAAAGGUGAGGGGACAACUUAUUAAAAAUGGCAAAAAAGUCUUAAAAAGGUCAUAUUCUUGAUAAAUGUUUACAAAACCAAAGAUUUUAUGAUUGUCUCUUUUUAUUGCCCAGAUUUGAAGGUAGUUCUGUCUAUAUUUGUAUAUGUGAAAAAUUAAUUUCAAGUGCCUAUUGCAGAAUGUUAAAGGAACUACGCUGAGCAUUCUGCUCUUGUGAAUAAUAAUAAUAAAAAGUCCAUGAUCAUAACAAAGGGACUCAAAGAUUGUGAAUGUAUGGCUGAUUAGCAUGUAAUUUCUAGUAGAAGGUCAAUAUGGCAUCAGCAUUGCAGUUGGAAAAAAUAUAUGUAUUUUUUACAUAUAACAAAAGAGAGAUUAAUAUAGAACCUCUCGAUAUUUGUGGUGCUCUAUUUUUGAAACACUGCGUUAAAGCUGAAGAAAAUUAGUUAGCCACAUUAUCUAUCUUUUUAAUUUAUUGUUGCUUGUAACGAGCAGGAGUCAAACUAAAAUGACUCCCUUAACACACUUGUUACUGUAUGUGUCAAUUAACAAGGUUAGGUUUUUUUCAGAUUUUUCAUUGCUUAAGCUCUGUAAGUUAGGCGAAAUGCAGCAUGCCCUGAGGUUGUACAUUUUGGUUUCUCAACGACGAUCUCUCUGUCGACUGGUUAAUAACAGUCAAGGGGACAAAAAGGUGAGAGAGGAAAGUCAAAAGCAUGGUGCACUAGAAAACAAAGAGCCAUGUUAUUUAAAAGAGAGAGGAGAGAGUGUUUCCCUGCUGCCAUGAGGGAACAUAUUUGUUGAGGCACUUCUGAAGGUGGGACAGUAUUUGAUGUAACACCCUAGCAGGGAAUUCCUCAGUAGCCGCUGAAGGGCUGAAACUAAAACCGACUGCGUUCAUGCUUCCUUGCUCGGGUUCACUGUUCUGUGUGCUCAGUGUUAGCCCAGCAUUCAGCACAUGCAAGCAGAGCGUAACCCGUUCUUGAUUAAUAGCGACAAGAGGAAGCAUGUCUGGACGGCAGAGAUAUGUAAACCUGAGAUGGAGAAGGCAGGGAAUGAGAGAAUGUGUGAAAGAGUGCAUGGGAGAGCCGAGGAGGCGCGGGAGAGGGAGUGAGAGCUGGGGAGAUGGGUGCAGCUGGUGAAGGGGUUCAUCUCCUUCUGCAUAUCAUUUUUAAUCAGAAACGCCUGUUAAGGCUCAAAAUCAUGUUGCUUUAAGCCACAGAGAGUUAAAGAGAAAUAAACAGGAACAAAGUUGACCCAAUAUACUUAAAUAUAGUAUAUUUAUGUGUAGCACAAAAAUACUUUAUUCAUACCAGCAUUUGAAAACCAAGUGAUACACAGUGAUGUGUGUCCUUUAAUACUCCUUACAGAAAAAGGCAGUGAAACAUUUAACAGAAUUUAGUUUGGGUAAAUAAGACAGCAAGUGAUUUGAUAUUCUUUCCUGUCUUCUCUGUUUCGCCAGGUUUUGAUUUGUCAGGUUAGUUAUGUACAGCAGCACAGUGCAGUGGUGUUGAGAGGUGCCUGUGCAUAGAUUAUGAUGUGUGUCUCCUGCUAAAUUAAGCAGAUUCUUAAGUAUUCUAUAUUUUUCUAUUCUGCUAUUUUAUAUGCUCAUGUUCUUAUUUGUCAUUUUUGUGAUUUACAUACAACCUUGCUGUUUCUUAAAUAAUGUUAGAGUCACAUUUGUUGCUGAAGUCCUGUUGAUGACGCACACAGCAAAAAUUUACAUCUGCCCAAUGAAUGCUAUGAGCUUAGUAUUGCUUAGCUGGCAGCAUAGAUAAAUGAAUUCAUUUAAAUAAUAAAUAAAUAAAUAAAUUAAUUAAAGCAAAAAGCAGGCCAUCCCCUGUUGCCUAGUGUUCUAAAUGUUAAAAAAGACAUUUUGUUUUCUCUUUGUUUUCUCAGUUUUUAUCAUGUUUGAUUUGAUUCUAUGUAUUGUACAUCAUAAUUGUCAAUCCGCUUUGAAAUGUGUGAUCAAGCUGCUAAAUGUAUGAUUUAUUUUUUUCUAAUGCUCUUUUGCAAAUGUUGUUGAUGUGUCCAAUGGGUCGAAACAUUUAAAGGAUUUUUUUUCUCAAUAAA
Molecule: messenger RNA, 4294 nt
Organism: Clarias gariepinus (North African catfish)
Lineage: Eukaryota; Metazoa; Chordata; Actinopteri; Siluriformes; Clariidae
Gene: tent5aa
Product: terminal nucleotidyltransferase 5Aa
Exons: 2
Coding region: 500-1708 (402 amino acids)
Biological process (GO): mRNA stabilization
Molecular function (GO): poly(A) RNA polymerase activity; RNA binding
Source: RefSeq, a predicted model, not a curated record